ACGGGCGAGGCCUGGCAGGAGCUUGCGCUGCACUUCGUCCCCCUGAGUAUCUUCGCGAGCCUGGCGGGGAACGAGCUGAUCCGCGCGCGAGGAGCGGGCCUGCCACCCGACACCGAGUGGCGCGAGGACUGCGCCCGUCCACUGGUGGAGGCGGGGAGCGGCCAGAAGCAGGUGCGCGCGAGCCACCAGAGGGCCGGCGUUUCUUUCUCGGCCGAGAAGGCGCAUCUGAUGCAGCUGGGGGUGGAGCGCGUGGGGGCCGACGUCGACGGCGUCAUUUGGAGGGUCGCUGUUCCCGUUCCGACGGCCGCCCACUGCCUGGCCCCGGCGCAGAGGACGCAGCUGCCUUGGCGCGUUGCGAUGGCCGCGCUCGGGAAGCUGGUCAUCGGGGAGCUUCUGCUUCUGGUCGCGCUCCUCCCGGCGUCCGCCACCCCCCUGCGGCGGGCCCUCGUCGACGGCAUGGCCGCGGCCGCGGGCGCGUCCGAGCUGGGCGGGGGCGCGCGCGCCUCGGUCAGCCUGCGCGAGGACGUGGCCAGCGCGCUGCAGGCCCGCGCGGGGGUGGCCGACCAGCUGGGGAUCGGCGCCAGGCCCCUCUACAUGGUCGAGGACCCUGCCCAGCCGAAGAAGACGGCGAACACGCGGGUUCCGUCGCUGGCGGUGGCCAAGGUCUUCUCGGCGCUAUUCAUCGGCCGCUUCGAUGGCAUCGGGAGCCCCGCCGUCGCCUUCUCGCGCCUCCCAAUGCGGAUCGUGGCCCGCGUGGCGGCGGAGACGGACCCCAAGGCGCGGCGGGCGGUCGGGCUGUUCUGGCCAGGGGCCAUCGACUGGGGCGACGUCGCGCGCGUGGAGGCCCCAAUGGCGCAGGAGCUGUUCGUCGCCGUCAGCGAGCACGUGGACCUCUGCGUCGCGGCCGCUGGCAGCCCUGCCAGGAUCUCGAGCCUGAACGUCGGUGGCCGCGGUUUUUUUACGAAAAGGAAUGAGUCGCCGUUGUUCCGCGCGGUUUCGCGCGCCCUGGGCCUCCUACGCGCGGUCCACGGCUCGAAGCUGCCCUGCUUCGUCGAGGGCGCGGCCGGCAUGUCGGCGGCCGCGUCUCUUCUGGGCGGGGCCCGCGACGAGCUCGUCGGCGAGGGCGCACCUUUCACGGGCGUCUCUUGGGAGGGCGAGGGCUGCGAGUGGCCUGGGCGGCCCGGGAACUUGCCGGCGCCG
This is a messenger RNA of Prorocentrum cordatum, 1200 nucleotides long. The record is from the annotation of a GenBank genome assembly. Lineage: Eukaryota; Dinophyceae; Prorocentrales; Prorocentraceae.